UUUGUGACAAGGAGCUGCUCAGGAGCAGGAACCCAGCGGCAGCUUGAAGAACAUGAGCAGGGGAGGAGACUGUGUGUGAAGGGACGGGGCAGCUGAGAAGAGGUGGAUGGUGCGCAGAGUCUCGGGCUGAGGGGGGCAGACCUGCAGCUCCGGGCACCCAGACAAAGGGGGCAGGAAGGAGCAGUGAAGGGAGAGAGGCUGAAGCCAGUGCAGCCCAGCAGGCAAGGCAGAGGCCGGCUCUGUGUCCGAGGCUCGGAGCUCAGCAACCUGAGCAGAAGAGAAGGCAGGGACCAGGCACACCAUGAUCGGCACCAGGUCCAGGGGUUCGGAGCUCCCAGAGCCGGAGCCAAACCACGAGAAACUCGCUCUGAAAGCCUUCAAGAAAGUUGGAUUGCAUGAUGAUGAAGAUGUAAAAUUCAUGUUGAAAGGCAGCAAGUUAAAAAAAGUCAAAUCGGGUACAUGGAAGAAAAACCGAUGGUUGAAACUGCAGGAGGAUGGGCUUUCCAUCUGGUGUGAGUCCAGGAAUAAGGCACCCACCUUCUCGGUGAUGGAUAUACGGGAUGUCCAAGAGGGACAUCAGUCAGAGGUGAUGAAGAAACAUGGUAACAGUUUCUCUGAGAAACAAUGCUUCACCAUCGUGUUUGUGGGCAGUCGGACCACCCUGGACUUGGUGGCAGCAUCGGAGGAAGAAGGGAGGCGAUGGGUUCAAGGGCUGAAAAAAUUGAUCAGAAGAGUCGAAAGCAUGAGCCAGCGAGAAAAAAUUGAACAAUAUCCUUUUAUAAAAGUAUUCUGACAAAACAAAAUGGGGAAGGUCUAGGCCAAGCGGUAGAUUGGGUUCCAACACUGUCAUUAUAGAUCGAGAAGCUGAUGUCACUGUAAAUGUUUCUGGCUGUUGAUGGCACUUAGCAGUCAUUGUAAAUCCAAAACAGCCUCCAACUUGGCAAAAUUGGCCAAGGGAAAAACCAAGAACAAAAGACAUUUGAGAAAUAGAGGACCACACUGCAGAAAUGACAGACAGAGCCUGAUUCUGGGAUUCCAGCUCCCAUUCCUCCAUCGGUAAUUUCCAUUGACACAGGAUAAAUGUGUGGAUAGUGAGCCCGCACCCUGCACUCCUGACCUGGCCUGUUCCAUGUAGGGGUAGACACCUCAUAUUCUCCCCCCACCAACCAACCUGCAAUUUUUGUGAAGUCGAGCCAGCUUCUCAAGGACACAUGGUUUGCAGCCCCUUAAAGGAGUUGUGAACCAUAGUAGGGAUUCAGGUACAUUUUAAAAGGCCUUACCAUGGCCCCAUGUGAACUGUGUCAACAGAAACAGAUAACCAAAUAUCUCUUUCUCUAAUUGACCUUGUUAUGAAUGCUUGGCUGAGCUCCAAGUAUCACUAAUGCACUAACUCAGCAGGGGGUCUGUUUACACACACUGAAGUGGAGGGUUUGCUUUGAUUGAUUGGCAUCUUUAUGCUGUUAUAAUAACAUGCAAGUUAUUCUAUCUUUGAACUUUUUGUUUCAAUGUCCACAUGUUUAUUUGGACAAGAUGAAGAGGUGUGAAGUAAGUUAAAGCUUCUGUUAUUGAUACUAUAAUGGCUCUGCCAAACAGACACUUUUAUGGGGUUGUAAGAGCAGCAGUUUUUUUCAAAGAUUUUUGAAUGGGUGUUAUGUUUAAGUGCAUUUCAAGACUUACCAUUAUUAUAUAGCUCAGUGGUUCUAUAGCGCAUACAGGUGAGUGGGCAUGGAGGAUUCAUGGGGGACAAUGAAGGGACAUGUAGGUGGCAGGGGGGGCAUGAAGAUUGGAUGAAAAGUGAGGGAGUGUGAGGAGCAAGGACUAGACAAUCUAAUUGUCUUUAAUGGAACAGGGACGAUGUUCCAGAAAUCCUAGAUGGCACCUGAACUACUUCUGGGGUCUGUGGGAUGGACUUGGUCCCACCCUGCCUCCCCGGAGUGAAAAUCAUGCGUGCGGGGGCCAUUUGUAGGGAGACGGGUCUGCCGAGUCAGGAAGUUUCCCAACUUGAGCUUCCUGCCUUGAUGGUGAAAAUCCAGCCCCAAAUAUUCCUAUUGCUACUGCAGAGGGUGUUUAGUAUGGCCCAGGGUUAUCUCUGUCUAAUUUCACCUCUCCCUUCCUUGUUCUGUGAUUAAGCAGCCAGCCAUCUCAUCCCAAUAACCUGCUUUUUGCUGGAUGCUCGGAUCAUGAAAUCUUGUCUGAUCCUUGUUCACAAUUCGAUUUGCCUGAAGUUUCUGUUUAAGUUUCCUUUGGUGGGGAGAAUCCAGAGCAAUGAGGAAUCAUCUUAUAAUUGGAGCCCAGCUGUUUGGGGUGAUGUCAGGAAGCAUUUCACACAAAUGGCAGGGAAAUCAGGAAUUCUUUCCCCCAAAGAAGUGUUGAGACAGGGCGUGUCAAUUAUAAAUUUCAAAAAUGAUAUUUGCAGAUUUUUGGCAAAGUCAUUAAGAGACAUUUGAAUCAAGGUGAGAAAGAUGGAGUUAAGAGUCAGAUCAACCUCAAUUGAAUGGCAGAACAGACGCUAGAGGGGCUGAAUGGCCUCAUCUUGUUCCUAUGUUGCUAAAUUAUGCUAAGUUAAUGUUUUAUGAGGGAACAGUUGGAGACCUGGUGACGCCAGAUUCCAAAUUGAGACACAAACAGUCUGAUUGGGUUUUUUUUAUGAUACCAGCGGACCCAUAAGUUAGAAAUAAUCACACUUUAGACUCAAAAUGCUGGAGCUUCAUCAAGUGUAUUUCUUGCUGCUGUUCUCCAUGUGGCUGGUGGGUUGUUAAUUGGCACAUGACUGCAGUGCAGCAGUAACGUAUGAUACCCUGGAAAUGCAGUCCAUGACAUUUAGUUUCUAGCUCUUUACGAACACCUGGAAAAUGGAAAAUACAUCUUGGAGAAUGCAGGUUAAAUCCCCCAAUGAGUAAUGGAUAGUGUACAGGUGACACAGCCUCUUAAAGCAACUGGGUUCAGCAGCUGUUAAUGAAAGAGGAAUGAUGUUAGAAGGAAGGAGAGGAAAGGCUUUUUUUUCCUCUUAAGCAUUUCAGGCUGAUUCCUAUUAAUUAUUUUUCAUUCAUAUGGCGUUUGUUCACAGCUCCACCAGUUGUAGCCUGGCCUAGUACAAACUUAACAUGACCUUUUUUAUAUGCAAUGCCCUGGUUAUAAAAUCUAGUUUCUCACUUGCUACCUACACUCACACCUUCAGACAGAAUGCUUCCCAUCUACCCUAGAUGUCCCCACUUUUGUUUCAUUUCAAGAAUGUUCCAGGGAUGAGAAACUUCAGUUUUGAAGAUAGAUUGUAGAAGUUGGGUCUCUUUGUUUUUCCCUUGGAGAAUGGAAGGUUGAGAGGAGAUUUGGUCAAGGUAUUCAAAAUUAUGAGCGGCACUGAUUUGAUGUAAUUGGUAAAAUAAGCAAAAGCGAUAUGAAUAAAAACUUUUGAUGCA
Messenger RNA from Carcharodon carcharias (great white shark), 3416 nucleotides. Its product is annotated as 1-phosphatidylinositol 4,5-bisphosphate phosphodiesterase delta-3-like. The coding region runs from base 302 to 793 and encodes 163 amino acids. Gene Ontology annotation, biological process: intracellular signal transduction. The record is from RefSeq and is a predicted model, not a curated record. The transcript is spliced from 3 exons. Lineage: Eukaryota; Metazoa; Chordata; Chondrichthyes; Lamniformes; Lamnidae.